GUCAUGACGUCAUAGACUAUGGCGGAAUGUAGCCAAGUUGACAGCAGCAAGGCGAGUCGUCAUACGAUGGAUAAAAGCAUCACUCUCCCUCCAGACGAAAUAUUCCGCAAUCUGGAGAACGCAAAGCGGUUCGCCAUUGACAUAGGAGGAUCUCUGACAAAGCUGGCCUAUUAUUCCACUGUACAGCACAAAGUGGCCAAAGUUCGAUCCUUCGACCACUCUGCGAAGGAGGCAGCCAGUGACAAACUCUAUGAGAUAUCUGUGCAAGAGGAAGUGACCGCGCGCCUGCACUUCAUCAAGUUUGAGAAUGCGUACAUUGAAACGUGCUUGGACUUCAUCAAAGACCACCUGGUCAAUACGGAAACCAAAGUUAUUAAGGCCACAGGUGGUGGGGCACAUAAGUUCAAAGAACUCCUGGAAAGGAAACUGGGACUCAGAGUGGACAAGGAGGAUGAGAUGACGUGCCUCAUCAAGGGCUGUAACUUUGUGCUGAGGAACAUUCCUCAUGAGGCCUUCGUCUACGCCAAACACGCCGAUUCCGAGUUCCGCUUUCAGACGACUCACCCGGACAUCUUUCCUUACCUGCUCGUCAACAUCGGCUCUGGGGUGUCCAUCGUCAAGGUGGAAUCAGAGGACAAAUUUGAGCGUAUUGGAGGAAGCUCAAUUGGCGGAGGGACAUUCUGGGGCCUUGGGGCUUUGCUCACCAAAACGAAGAGAUUUGACGAGCUUCUGCAGUUGGCCUCCAAGGGGCAGCACACCAGUGUUGACAUGCUUGUCAAAGACAUUUACGGAGGAUCCUAUGGAUCUUUGGGUCUCACCGGGGAUCUGAUUGCAAGCAGCUUUGGAAAGUCUGCCACUGCUGACAAAGAGUUCUCCAAAGAAGACAUGGCCAAGAGUUUACUCCACAUGAUCAGCAACGACAUCGGGCAGCUGGCCUGCCUGUACGCCAAACUCCACAACCUGUCGCGAGUUUACUUUGGCGGUUUCUUCAUCAGAGGACAUCCUGUCACCAUGCACACCAUCACCUACAGCAUCAACUUCUUCACCAAGGGGGAAGUUCAGGCCUUGUUUUUGAGACACGAAGGCUAUCUGGGCGCCAUCGGAGCGUUUCUCAAAGGAGCAGAAGAAGACAAUCCAAACCAGUACAGCUGGGGAGAGAAUUACGCAGGAAGCUCAGGCCUGAUGAGUAUAUCCCCCGAUAUGAAUCCCAUGCAACGUGCGCGUAGCGGAACGUUUGACAUGCUGGAGAUGGACCGACUAGAGAGGCAGCUGGUGAAUCUAUCUUUACUACAGGAUCCCUCGUCUUACAUCCCUGACACGGUGGACCUCACAGAAGACGCCCUCGCCCGCGAAUAUUGGCUCGACUGCUUUGAGGAGGCGCUAGACGGGGUGGUGAAGAGGGCAGUAGCAAGUCAACCCGACAUGCCCGAGUCGGUGGAGCGAGCCGAGAAGUUCCGUCAAAAGUACAGACAUAAGCUUCAGACCCUGCGCCACCAGCCCUUUGCUUACGGAUCCCUCACUGUCAGAAGUCUGUUAGACACGAGGGAACACUGUUUAAACGAGUUCAACUUUCCUGAUCCCUACUCAAAGAUUAAGCAGAGGGAGAACGAUGUAGCUCUCAAGUUCUACCAGAAGGCCGUGCGGACUCUGGAGGCACUCAGCUGGGAGGAGCGACAGUUUGCGCUGGUCAGGGGCGUCCUGGCUGGGAAUGUCUUCGACUGGGGAGCCAAGGCCGUGUCUGACCUUCUCAUAUGCAGCGUCCUGGAAUCAGACCCAGAGUUUGGCUUUGAGGAAGCCAAGAGGCAACUGGAAGAAAGACCCUGGCUUGUGGAUUCGUAUGACCAGUGGUUCCACAGACUUAAGGGGCGUCCUCACAAGUGUGCCUUGUUUUUCGUAGAUAAUAGUGGAGUAGACAUCAUUCUAGGAGUGAUGCCUUUUGUCAGGGAGCUUCUCUCUCGGGGAACGGAGGUUGUCCUGGCCAGCAAUUCGGGUCCAGCGCUAAAUGACGUCACUAACGGAGAACUGCAGAUUCUGACUGAGAGAAUUGCCGCCAUGGAUCCAGUCAUCCAGGCCGGGCUGAAGGAGGACAGGCUGACUUUGAUUCAGAGUGGAUCCAGUUCUCCCUGCUUGGACCUGAGCCGUUUGGACAAAGUUCUGGCCAUGGUGGUACGGGAGCGGAACACGGACCUUGUGAUUAUCGAAGGAAUGGGCCGAGCCAUCCACACCAACUACUACGCCACACUUAGCUGCGAGAGCCUCAAAAUGGCCGUCAUCAAGAACUCCUGGCUGGCUGACCGUCUCGGAGGGAAGCUGUUCAGCGUCGUCUUCAAGUAUGAGGUGCCUGCAGGGACGGGCGGUCUGACGGAGGCUGCUGCGCCGCCAUCGCCGUGAGAACAACAAGGCUUUUGGACUGAAACGCGGGGAAGAGGCGAACAAAAUGAAUGUAAAGGACGAUGAGUGAAUGUUUUAAAGGCAAUCAAGCACAGGGAAGUAUUACUUUUAUUUUAUAACAAAAUGUAUUUUUUUUUUUGGUGUGAUCUAAUUUCAUAAAGAUGAUUUACUUCU
Doryrhamphus excisus (bluestripe pipefish) is the source of this 2565-nucleotide messenger RNA. RefSeq names its product pantothenate kinase 4 (inactive) (gene pank4). Gene Ontology annotation, biological process: coenzyme A biosynthetic process. Lineage: Eukaryota; Metazoa; Chordata; Actinopteri; Syngnathiformes; Syngnathidae. Gene Ontology annotation, cellular component: cytosol; nucleus. Gene Ontology annotation, molecular function: pantothenate kinase activity; ATP binding. The record is from RefSeq and is a predicted model, not a curated record.